This is a messenger RNA of Phalaenopsis equestris, 1588 nucleotides long. RefSeq names its product probable serine/threonine-protein kinase PBL23. Gene Ontology annotation, biological process: protein phosphorylation. The coding region runs from base 1 to 1494 and encodes 497 amino acids. Lineage: Eukaryota; Viridiplantae; Streptophyta; Magnoliopsida; Asparagales; Orchidaceae. Gene Ontology annotation, molecular function: nucleic acid binding; protein kinase activity; zinc ion binding. The record is from RefSeq and is a predicted model, not a curated record. The transcript has 5 exons.
AUGCUCUAUGGAAGGGUGCAAACAAUUACUCUGGAGGAGGUUCGAUCUCUGAUUAGAGCCAAAGAACUUCAGAGGAAGCAUGAUAGGGACAAGGAAGUCAGCGGAGACAGUCUUAUUGUCAGAGGAAGAUCGGACAAGAAAGAUUCAAGAAAUGGUCGGUACAGAUCAGGGUCAAGCAAGGAUGGCGGGAAUCAGUCAUCAAGGGGAUCUUUUAAGUGCUAUCAUUGUCACAAAGACGGUCAUUUCAAGAGGAACUGCCCCGACAGGAAGAAUAAGUAUCAAGAAGAGCCAGAAGAAUCAGGAGAAGCAAGCGUAGUCUCUGAUGACUACGAUUCUGCUGAGGCCCUGGUGAUCACAGAAUCUAAAUCCAAAAAAAGAUCUGACAAUGUUAAAAUACUCCUCCUAGUUUUUAUCACCAUAGUAAUUUUCUCUGAAAAUUUAACAUUUAUAUAUAUUUUUACAGAAAGUAAGAAGCAUAGAGCAGUAGCUGAAGAGAUUUUAAAGAUGGGCAAUGGAAAUCCGACUACUAGAGUCUUCUCCUUUGCAGAAUUAUGCUCUGCAACCCAAAACUUUAAAUCAGAUUGUUUGCUUGGUGAAGGUGGAUUUGGAAGAGUGUACAAAGGCCAUCUUAAAGACACAAAUCAGGAUAUUGCAGUCAAACAGCUUGACAGAAAUGGACUUCAAGGAAAUAGAGAGUUCCUUGUUGAAGUAUUAAUGUUGAGCCUUCUUCACCACCCAAACCUUGUCAACCUACUUGGAUAUUGUGCUGAUGGAGAUCAAAGAAUUUUGGUUUAUGAAUAUAUGCCAAUGGGUUCUUUAGAGGAUCAUCUCCUGGAAUUGCCACCAAACAAGAAGCCAUUAGAUUGGAAAACAAGGAUAAAGAUAGCCCAAGGUGCAGCAAAGGGCCUGGAAUACUUACAUGAAAUAGCAAAUCCACCGGUGAUAUAUCGAGAUUUCAAAGCAUCAAAUAUUCUUCUCGAUGAGAACUACGAACCAAAGUUAUCUGAUUUUGGCUUGGCUAAGGUUGGUCCCAUUGGGGACAAAAGUCAUGUGUCCACUAGAGUGAUGGGUACUUAUGGCUAUUGUGCACCGGAGUAUGCCAUGACUGGCCAACUAACAACAAUGUCAGACGUGUAUAGCUUUGGUGUUGUGUUCUUGGAAAUAAUAACGGGAAGGAGAGUAAUCGAUACCUCCAGGCCUUCAGGAGAGCAAAAUCUAGUGCAAUGGGCAGAACCACUUUUCAAAGACAAAAAGAAAUUUGUGGAGAUGGCAGAUCCUUUGCUUGAGGAAAAGUAUCCCAUAAAAGGGCUAUACCAAGCUCUUGCAGUUGCAGCAAUGUGCCUUCAAGAAGAAGCAUGCACUCGUCCCCUCAUAACCGAUGUCGUGACCGCUCUCGAAUAUCUUGCUCUCCCUAAGCUCGACCUAGAUAAAUCGAAGGAAAGGGGGAAAGAAGAGGAUAUUAACAAGGAGAAAGAAGAGGACUCUGUGCAGUGACCAAUAAUGAAUGAGAAAAUGAACAUAAAUACAUUGUUUAAUUUGAUUGAGUACCUUUAUGUGCUGUAAAUUGAUAUUAUUCAAGGGAUGAUAC